GGGUAAAGUGCGCUGAUAUAGGUCAUCUGAGUGUUCUCAUUCCUAUGUCCCCUCCCUGAGUGUUCUCAUUUCCAUGUCCCCUCCCUGAGUGUUCUCAUUCCCAUGUCCCCUCCCUGGCCGCGGAAUGUCUCGCUUCGUUCUCCCAUCUUCAUGAUGGCUCUCCCCCACAACACACACCCACCCACCCACCCACCGAAUCACACACACACACACACACACCCCAACACACACACACCCACACACACACGUCCUCCCCCUCCACCCACACCCAGCACAGAGCAGCCGGUCGUCCGGCCCGCACGCACUCUCGAUUCGAGUACACAUGACUGCCUGGCAAACAGCCACACAGACACACUGUGGGACACAUGGCCACAGAUGCACUUAUCGAUUACAAAGACACACAGACACGACGAAGAAACAAACUACCGGCGAUGGCACUUGAGCUGCAAGAGAUGUCUCCUUCCCUCCCACCCCCACAUGCAAACACACACACAUGCACGCAGGCAGGCAGGCAGCAUGCCACACGCAGACGCAAGACACGCAUCAACAAGGCUUGUUCUACUUGCUGCACUGCACUGCACAGUCAGUCAGUCGAUGUACGGGUGGUGAAUGGAAUGAGACGAUAGAUACUUGUGGACCGACCGACCAAGACAGAAAACAUGGCGACAAAGAGGGACGAAUACGCACGUGUGUGUGUGUGUGUGUAUGUGUGUAUGGUGCAGGCCCACGCACACGAGAGAGUGAGCAUAAGUGUGUGUGUGGCCGAGUCAGUCGAGUGCCUGUCUGUGAUGGAUAUCAUUGGAGGCCGGAUGCGUGGAUAAAAAUGACUGACUGUAUGACGUGACGUGCGUGUUGUGUGUCAUCGGACUCUCUCGCCCCCACGGAGGCGAGCACAAAUCAAAUACGAUCAUGCAGCCAGCAAACUUGAGGCAUGCAACGCAGCCACGCACCCCCCCGCCCGACACAGACGCCCCAGCAUUUAUUUGCUCAUCCACCGAGGGAGCAAAAUAAAUCAGUGAAUAAACGCAUCCACGCAGACAGACAACGAAUAAUAACACGACAACACAGGAAGGAACGAAGGAAGAUCGACCGAGCGAAUCGUCCGCUCACCGCCCGCCUAGGGUCUGAGAAGGUUGCGUCCUGAGCCAUUCUCAGCCUCGUCCGGCUCCUCGAAGGCGGCCUCAAAGACAUGAAGCAGCUCAGUGCUGUUCAGCUCAUCGAACUGGACCACGGGUAAAUUGUCAAAGGUAGUGUCAUUGCCGUGACGGGGCACAGGCUCUGACACGCCAAUGGGUCUCCCACCGGGGCAAAAGAGGGUGAUUCUAGUCUGAUCAGCACCACUUCGUUCUCUGAUACCGUUGAAGCUCUGAAACAAACGGACACACUACUGCAUAGACGCAACGGCAUCUCGAGAUGUGCCUCCAGACUUACAGAUCCGAAACAAUCUAUGGGGGCGUCGCCGGUCCAGCGCACUAUGCCUUGGUCGCGGCGUCGGGCGAAAGCCACCCAGGUGUGGAAGCCGCCAAUGUGGUCGACAUCUCUGCGAGACACACAUAACACGACUGUACCGCGCGGGCGGGAUACUGAGCAUUCCAUAUCUCACUGGAUUGUCGCGCAUUGGCCACGAGCGACGCUGGGGGUCUCCGGAAGAAAUCCGAAACGACAUUCGGGAGAGUCGAAACUCUGGGGAAAAACUCUGAUAAUCAUCAAGGGUGAAAAGGUCAGGGGGCAGUUGUUGCACAAGAUAAAGGUGUGGGCUGAGAUCCCAGGCAGGUGAAUCGACGCGCUGAGCAGAGCCAGGGCAAUCGCAGCGAAAGAGCGGGCCAUGCUGAGAGAAAGAAGGCUGAGAGUUCUGACGGCCGGGUGGACAGUGUCUGUCAAGGCCUGGCGGUCCCUCUCCUUGCCGCACUGCUUCCGUUAGCGUCUUCGGUUAGCGUCAUCUUUCGAAUUCGGAUCGCAGGCGUUGGCCACCUUCGCCAUCUGCCAUUAAUUCGCCGGGGGGAGGAGAUCACAGGAGACCAC
Messenger RNA from Vitrella brassicaformis, 2022 nucleotides. NCBI's taxonomy places the organism in Eukaryota, Vitrellaceae. The record is from the annotation of a GenBank genome assembly.